Messenger RNA from Malassezia restricta, 2046 nucleotides. RefSeq names its product UBA TS-N domain protein. NCBI's taxonomy places the organism in Eukaryota, Fungi, Basidiomycota, Malasseziomycetes, Malasseziales, Malasseziaceae. Gene Ontology annotation, molecular function: clathrin binding. Bases 1 to 2046 code for a protein of 681 amino acids. The record is from RefSeq and is a predicted model, not a curated record. Gene Ontology annotation, biological process: clathrin-dependent endocytosis; clathrin coat disassembly. Gene Ontology annotation, cellular component: vesicle; intracellular membrane-bounded organelle; cytoplasm. The transcript has a single exon.
AUGGACGACUUGGCCGAUCUUGACUGGCACGCCAAGCCGACCGCGACUACGGGUCUAUCCAAGCCGGCCUCUUCAGGCUAUCAAUUCGAUGCGCUCUUGCGCUCCAUGCCAUCGACGCAGCCUGAAAAACGGCCGACUGCACAGCCAUCCAAGCCUGCACCGCCACAAGAAGACGCGUUUGCCUCACUCCUGCCUUCCUUUGGUGAGAAGCAGCAUUUACAAGCUGCCAAGCAAGAACCAAGUACCCCUAGUGACGGUCUCUGGAAGUUAGAUGCUCUGGAAUCCAAAAUUGUACAAGCGCCGCGCGACGAAGACGACUUACUAGAGGAUUUCCGCACGCCAAGUCAGCCGGCUGCCGCUCAACCAGCGGAUCAUGAUACGCUCGAUUUGCUUGGCGAUUUAGGCAAGCCUGUAUCACAGCGUGCGUCUCAACCGAUCCAGGCUCCUGCGGUGGAGACGCGCUCUACGUCUCCGCCACCACAUGUAGUAGGCCAGCUGGUGGAAAUGGGAUUCGCCCCACAAGACGCACGGCGUGCUUUAGCACAGACAGAUGCUAAUGUGGAACAAGCUGUCCAGGUGCUCGUGGCCUCUAUACCAAAGAUGCAGGCGCCCUCCUCGCCAGAAUCGGAGCCGAAGCCGCUCCGUUCAGACACACCGUCGCUCCAAAAGCACGCGGAUCAUUUUUACACACAGGCCAACGUAUUCGGUACAUCCAUGCUCAAAAAUGCCAAUGCAUUAUGGGACUCUACCAAGGCACAUGCACGCAAGACUUUGAACGACGCACGCCGCGAUGCACAGGAUGCAUCUGCGAUGGGGAUUGCCUCAGAAUUAGGAAAGCAUAUGUGGCGGCGUUGGAAUGCCAUGCCCAAACGCCCCGUGGACUAUAAUGCCACACCGCGGUGGAUGAUGAAAGAAGAGGAGCCAAAAGCACCACAGAAUGAAAACUCGAGACAAGAGCGUUUCAACGUACCAGCCACGUCGGCCAACCUUUUGGAGGAGCCGGCCCCUGUACCGAGUCAGCCUGUUGCCAAGCCUGUUGUCGCUGCGCCUACUCCCAAACCAAAUCCUAGCAUAUCUGCACCCCCCUCACGUCACAUCCGUUCGCUUCCUGCUGAAGAUGCCGGUGCCAUAGCUCGUGCGACCGAGCUCAAGGACCAGGGCAACGCCCACUUUUACCGCGGUGCUUACGCAGAGGCUGAAGCCGAAUAUACCAAGGCUUUGGACGUGUUGCUUCCCACGUCCCUGUGGCGUAUUCCUCUCUUAAAUAACCGCGCGAAUGUGCGUUUGAAGAAUGGCGACAGUGAGGGCACCUUGUCUGACUGCACGGCAUCCAUCGAGUUGAUCGUGCUGCCAUCGAUGCAGGAUGGCAUGUACCGACCUAGCCAAGACGCUUUGCCUGCAUCGCACGCAUCGCUGACUCUGCGUGAAGCCUAUGCUAAAAGUAUAUCGCAGCGAGCGCGUGCGUAUGAAGCAAAUGAAAAAUGGGCUCUGGCCAAGCAGGAUUGGGAGCGCCUCGCACACUAUGAACGUGUGGAAGGAAGCGGCGUAAAGAGUGGCCAAGCACAUCGUCGAGCCGCUUGUGAAGGCCUGGCCAGGUGCGCCCGUAUUCUAGAGCCACCCCCGUCCAAGUCAAUUCCAGUUCCCUCUGGCUCUGCGGCAUCGGCGGCGGCAGCCGCCGCCUCAGACGCUGGCGUGAAUCGCGUCCGAGCGCUUCGCAAAGCACAGGACGAUGAAGAGGCCGAGCGCUUGUCACUAAAAGAUUCUGUCGAUGCACGUCUAGCCGCAUGGACGCGUGGAAGAGAGACCAACAUACGUGCGCUACUAGCCUCUAUCGACGACCCAAAGUACGGUCUUGUUUGGGACGAGUUGCGCUGGAGUAAAAUCAACCUGCAUAAUCUUUUGACUGAUGCUCAAGUGAAGCGGGCAUAUACCAAAGCCAUUGCUCGUCUGCAUCCCGACAAAUUGUCCAGCAGCAAUACAACGAUUGAGCAACGCAUGCUCGCAGCAGGCAUGUUUCACACACUUAAUGAUGCAUUCCAUACAUAG